This is a messenger RNA of Drosophila serrata, 1084 nucleotides long. RefSeq names its product protein-lysine N-methyltransferase EEF2KMT. The record is from RefSeq and is a predicted model, not a curated record. Gene Ontology annotation, cellular component: protein-containing complex. NCBI's taxonomy places the organism in Eukaryota, Metazoa, Arthropoda, Insecta, Diptera, Drosophilidae.
UUUCACGUUGCCUCUUAACUUAGCUCAACUCUUAACUUUAAAUUCAAUUUAGAACCAAGGAGAGAAGUUCAAGCUUCGGGAAAUGACGGAAAAAUACAGAAAACUGCAGCAGCAGUUUCUCUGCUGCUAUCCCGUGAACAAAAUGGCCUGGUCUUCCGUAAAGUUACCGUUAAGUUGGGAGGAGCAGCAAGCCCUAAUGGAUGCAACCUGUCGCCAUCCGCUGAACCAGCGUCAUCCCGUGCGACGCAGCUACGUGGAGGCAUUUAUCAAGCAGCUAAUGCAUUUACUCAAGGACCAGGAUGAGUUGCACGACGAUAUAUACGGCAGUCUGUGCAACCGAAUGGCAGAGGGGUCAGAUACGGGAACGGUCUAUUCCUACAAACACUAUAUACUGCAGCCGGAUGCCUGCAUCACGCUCCGCGAGUCCAAUAGCUUUGUUAGCGAAGGCACCACUGGAUUAUGCACCUGGGAGGCUGCACUGGCCUUGGCCGAUUACUUGGUGGAGCAUCCCCAACUGGUGCGUGGAAAAAAUGUAGUGGAGCUGGGCGCUGGAGCCGGACUACUGGGCAUCCUCUUGAAAUUACCUGCCAUGUCGCUUCAGGCGGGACAGGUCCUCAUCACCGAUGGCAGUGAACCCUGUGUCCAGCUGAUGCGCGAGAAUAUAGCCCUGAAUUUUGCGGAUACAGCGAAGGAACAGGCCCCCAAAGCGGAGCAGCUGCAAUGGGAUGCAGUUAGUGAAUUUCCAUGGCAGGAUUAUGCUGAAACGGAUUUGCUUCUAGCUGCCGAUGUGAUCUAUGAUGAUUCCCAGUUCGAUGCCUUGCUGGGCGCCAUGGAUUUCUUUUACACGAGGCGAGGCAGUCAGCUGGAAAUGCUGCUGGCCAGCACGGUGCGUAAUAUGGACACGCUGCAUAAGUUUAUGACCAAACUGCGCCUUUGUAACUACAAGGUGACUCCCUGUGCGAAUGUCUCUGCUUGUGCCAGCCACUUUUGUCGCGAUCACACAGCCGCCGUUCAGGUUAUCUCCAUUAGACGCUAGUCUUAGCCCUCUUAAAAUAAACCGAUAAUAAAAUAACGAAAACUACUA